AUGGCCUCAGAAGAAGAAGAAGAGGAAACAAGCCGAGAAUCACCAUCAAGCCUCAACGAAGCCAUGCUUGAACAGAUCAAGAAGAUGAUGAUUGAGGAGUUUGAUCGGAGAGAAAAGAUUAAAGAAGGAAAGCGGAAGCAACCUAAGGAUCCGGUCACAUCUAAGAAGAAGCCGAUUGAGGAUCUUAGUGGUUACAUGAUGAUUCCCCAUUCCAUGGGAACAAUGAUCCGGAUGUAUAUCUGGAUUGGGAGAGGAAGUGCGAGAUUACCUUCAACCGACAUAACAUAG
Microthlaspi erraticum is the source of this 288-nucleotide messenger RNA. The record is from the annotation of a GenBank genome assembly. Lineage: Eukaryota; Viridiplantae; Streptophyta; Magnoliopsida; Brassicales; Brassicaceae.